Molecule: messenger RNA, 6401 nt
Organism: Callithrix jacchus (white-tufted-ear marmoset)
Lineage: Eukaryota; Metazoa; Chordata; Mammalia; Primates; Cebidae
Gene: RPRD1B
Product: regulation of nuclear pre-mRNA domain containing 1B
Biological process (GO): mRNA 3'-end processing
Molecular function (GO): RNA polymerase II C-terminal domain binding
Source: RefSeq, a predicted model, not a curated record
UCACUGCAGCCACUAUGUCCUCCUUCUCUGAGUCGGCGCUAGAGAAGAAGCUCUCGGAGCUGAGCAACUCUCAGCAGAGCGUGCAGACCCUGUCCCUGUGGCUCAUCCACCACCGCAAGCAUGCGGGACCCAUCGUCUCCGUGUGGCACCGCGAGCUCCGUAAAGCCAAAUCAAAUAGAAAGCUUACUUUUCUGUAUUUAGCGAAUGAUGUCAUCCAAAACAGUAAAAGGAAAGGACCUGAAUUCACUAGAGAAUUUGAAUCUGUCCUUGUGGAUGCUUUUUCUCAUGUUGCCAGAGAGGCAGAUGAAGGCUGUAAAAAACCUUUAGAAAGAUUGCUGAACAUCUGGCAAGAACGAAGUGUGUAUGGCGGCGAGUUCAUACAGCAGCUGAAGCUGUCUAUGGAGGACUCCAAGAGCCCUCCCCCCAAAGCAACAGAAGAGAAGAAAUCUCUGAAACGAACUUUUCAGCAAAUUCAAGAGGAGGAGGAUGACGACUAUCCUGGAAGCUACUCGCCUCAGGAUCCUUCUGCAGGACCCCUCUUGACUGAGGAACUAAUCAAAGCUUUGCAGGAUCUGGAAAAUGCCGCAUCAGGGGAUGCUACUGUCCGACAGAAAAUUGCUUCUCUGCCCCAGGAAGUGCAGGAUGUUUCUCUGUUGGAAAAAAUAACAGACAAAGAGGCAGCUGAACGUCUUUCGAAAACAGUAGAUGAAGCAUGUCUGUUACUAGCAGAAUAUAACGGGCGCCUGGCGGCAGAACUAGAGGACCGUCGCCAGCUGGCUCGGAUGUUGGUGGAGUAUACCCAGAAUCAGAAAGAUGUUUUGUCAGAGAAGGAGAAAAAGCUGGAGUUGCACUCUCCUCUGUGUAUUGUUGGGGAAUCAUUCUGGUUUCUAUAGAACCAGUGGUUUCCUGGACGCUACGAGAGGGCAUUAAGGUGGAGAAACAGAUUAGAGAUUUGGAUCUCUUCAGUAACUUUCCAGUCUGCAUUGCUCUGCCCAGUUCAUUCAGUGGAAUGGUGUUGGCAUUCCAUUGCUGAAGAAGCGGAACAGAAAGCCUCCCCCACUGGAACCAAAGUACAGAGCCUGAACUGAAGGUUUUUACCUCAAACCAGGCCUCCCAGGCACGUGAGCGGAACCAUUGAUUGUAAAAAUAGAGCCAAACUUGCUGCAUUUAAGAAAGCAAAUGACUAGAUACAAUAUAAGGUUUUGUUGUAUUUCGUUUUGAGAUGGAGUCUUGCUCUGUUGGAGUGCGGUGGUGUGACCUCAGAUCACUGUAACCUCUACCUCCCAGGCUAAAGCGAUCCCCCUAUCUCAGCCUCCCAAGUAGCUGGGAUUCCACGCAUGUACCACCAUGUCCAGCUAAUUUUUUUAUUUCUAGUAGAGACGGGAUUUCACCAUACUGGCCAGGCUGGUCUUGAACUCCUGGCCUCAAGUUAUCUUCCUGCCUUGCAGUAUAAGAUUUGAGAGAUGGUUUUAGUUCUUUUCUUUAUCCAUGCUUGCUAAAAAUACAGGCAAUCUGCUCUCCUGAACCUAAGAUUUUUCUCUCACAUUCUGUAAUAGACUGGUCCUGUUCCAUCACAUCCCUGUGGUGGUGGCACAACUUGAUAAAUAUGUGCCACUUGAAAGAUGCGUAAAUACUAUGCGUUCCUUCAAACUGUCCGAAAGUCUCUCUCUGCGUGAUGGGGCAGUACAUAAAGUACCUGCUUUCUUAACACUCAUUUUUGUAACACAGCCAGUCCAUUUUAAAACUGCCAAAUCAGAAUGGUAAUUACAUCUUUUAUUUUGUUAAUCCUUUCAUUGCCUUCAGUGUAUACAUACAUGGAAUUCUCAGAACUCUUUGGAGAUGUGGUUAUUUGCUUGGGAGUCCAUUUUCUUCCCAGAGCUCUAACAUACUUAGUUUUCUUUGUCCUUUCCUUCUUAAGUUGAUAUCUUGCUUUAUGUAAUAAUUAUCUUUUUCUCUUUCACUCGGGAAUUUUAUGUUGGUGGAUUUUAUGGAAGGAAUUUUAUGUCAGGAUAAGGCAUGUGAUGAUUCAAGAGCCUGGGAUGUAGGAGAGGGAAUUAUAGCUCGAAGGAGGAGACUAUGUUUCUUCCCUCAAGGAAAUCAUAUUCUGGCAUAAACAGCACAGGCGAACAUAAAACCAAACCAACUGACUGUACCUAAUGUAGAUUAAGGAGGCGUUUGGCAGUUCUGAUUGUGGUAUAAGGUAGUCCAGACUUCCUCUCAGGCAAUAAAACCUUUUUGUAAAAGGAACUAGCGGUUGAAGAAGAGUAGCGUGUUUAUAAAUCGGAGCAGUUAGACUGGGGCAGGCAGGUAUCUGAAAAAACACAAAGCAGAUGUGGGAAGGAGGUGCUGGAGACUACCAGUGGGGGCUUAAGGUCUGUGCUGUUGAAGAAGCUACCUCUUCGUUCAGGGAGUCAGCAAAGCCUGUGCCAGCCAGAUGUACAAAGAUGAACAAGAUGCUCUUCUCCCCUCAAAGGGCUUACACUUGAGUUGGGGGAAACAGCAGCAAGCAAGGGGUUAAUACAGAAUUCAGGAAAGGUUGUCAGUAAGGAAAAAUGUCAGUAAGACCUGUUUCUCCAUUGAAAUGACCAAGAAAAAAAUGAAGAUGCUAAUAAUAAUUUGAUCAGAUGCUUAUUAGAAAUGUGCGAAUUAUCAAAUCAUGGGCAGUUUCUGAAACCAUAAUGCCUUCAGCAGGUCUCCCAGAGUGCUGGACUGUAUGCUCUUUGAGUGCUCUCACAGUGCCAGGAACGUAUUUGUUCCUCAAUAAAUAUUCUGUAACUGAAAUCCAUCAAUUGAUGUAACCUUUUUUUGUAGAGAAAAGGUUUUGUUUUUUUAGGUUGCAUUAAAAAUGGCUUAACAAACCUGAUUUAAUGAUUGAUUGUAAAGAAUAUGUUAGUACAGAAAGGUAACCAUUUUUAGCAAUUUCUGUAGGUUUCUCUUUUCUGCUACUUUUCUUUUUUCCUUUAAGUAGAAUUAUGCUUUGUUUUGAGAUAAUCAUUCAUUGUUUUGUUUUGUUUUGUUUUGUUUUGUUUUGCUUUUGACUUUCGCUUCUGGGUGUCAUGAUUAACUUUGACCUAUGAUGUUGGCCCUUAAACACCAGGCAUGGGUGGAAGGAAUGCUGCUGAAAAUCUGUUUGUAAUGUUUCUGUCAUGAAAAUGAAAAAACCUAGAAAUGGAAAAGAAGACAUGUGGAAGGAGGCACAAAUAGCAGCCCAAAGGGGAGAUUAGGGAGUGUGGAGGGCAUAGGAGAAAGCCUAUUUGAAAAAGCAAAGGCCAAAGAUGCCAGAAAAGCCUUCCAACUUCACUUCCAGAGCAAAGAGAAAGUAUGUUUGUGGUUGACAGAGGUGACUCAUUACUCCCAGGUGUCUACUGAAAGCUCAUAAGACAGUCUGAGUGGGUUGGGCAGAGUUCCUGUCUUGUCAGUUUGAAUAAAGCAUGGUAUGGACAUGUUCCAUUAGCACGAUCAGUGCAUGUGGAAAAGUGUCUCUGUGUGUGUGAGAAAAAGCCUAUUUGUAUAAGUAUUAAAGAAAGAAAAAAGGUCAGGAAUCUGUAGUUUUACCUUAACUGUUAUUUAUUUUUCUUUUUGAGACAGACUCUUGCUCUGUUGCCCAGGCUGGAGUGCAGUGGCAUUAUCUCAGCUCACUGCAACCUCCACCUCCUGGGUUCAAGCAAUUCUCCUGCCUCAGCCUCCUGAGUAGCUGGGAUUACAGGUGCCUACCACCAUGGCUGGCUAAUUUCUGUAUUUUUAGCAGAGACAGGGUUUCACUGUUCAUCAUGUUGGCCAGGCUAGUCUUGUAGUCUCCAUCUCCUGACUUCAGGUGAUCCGCCCGCCUCGUCCUUCCAAAGUGCAGAACCACCACGCCUGGCCUUGAGUUAAUUUUUGUUUGUGGUGUGAUAUGGGAGGGGACCGACUUUGUUCUUUUGCGUGUAGAUACCCAUUUGUCCCAGCACCAUUUGUUGAAGAGGCUACUCUUUCCUCCAACUGAAUGCCCAGCACCCUUGUCAAAAAUCAGUUGGCCAUAGAUAUAUGGGUUUAUUUCUGGAUUCUCAAUUCUAUUCUGUUAAUCUCUAUGUCUAUCCUAUGCUGAUACCACACUGUCUCCAUCACUAGUUCUGUGGUGGUAAGUUUUAAAAUCAGGAAGUAUGAGUCCUCAGAGUUCUUCUUUUUCAAUGUUGUUUUGGAUAUCGGGACCACUUGCAAUUCCCUAUGAAUUUAACAAUCGCCUUUUUCAUUUCUGCAAAAAAGGUCGUUGAAAUUUUAUUAGGGAAUGCAUUGAGUCUAUAGGUCAUUUUGGGGAGUAUUGCCAUUAACAGUCCUAAGUGUUUCAACUCAUGAACAGGGGAUGCCUUCCCAGUUAUUUAAGUCUUUAAUUUCUGCUGCAGAGUUUAAAAAAGCAUCCUAGAAUGUCAUGUACUGAUCCGUCUGAUAUUAUAAAGGCCCUGUCUAGGUAUCAGCACGACAGAUGAAGGGCAGUGGUAUCACCUUUCAGUUGUCAGCGUUAACGCCCACCUUUAGAAGAUUCGAGUAUUUCUGCACUCCGUAAAGUUACCAGGGCACAGUCACAACAGCAGCUUUACAAAGUAAAGUGACACAUGGAGGCCUGGAUAAAUAUCUGGAUUAUUGAACUGGACAGAACCUUAGAGAUCAUAUAAUCAGACUUCUGAAUUGAUGAAGACACUCAGGGAGAGUUAGCUGCAGACCGGGAUAGAGUCCAAGGCAGACAUCUGGUAACUUCAUCAGAUUUGUGCUUUUGUUUUGAUUUCAGAAUUUUGAUUCUGCAACUUCAACAGCAGGAAGACAUCUUACACAGAAGAGUAGCCAAAGUUUAAUCAUUUAAACAAUUCCCAAGAAUCUUGUUGUAGAGAAAUGACAUUUUAUGUAGAAUCAUAAAAUGGUUGCAUGAAAGCAUUCUAAGUGUGAAAACCUACUCUGCCACCGAGGUUGGGUACCCUCCUCGCUGUACCCAUGCUCAUGCUCUUGGUCUGAUAGGCGGGGAGAAAUUGGCUCUUGAACUUAAAGCUACUGCUGUUUCUCCUAAGCUUGGCACCUCCCCCUUUGCUAUAGUGACUACUCAGUAGAGCCUCUGACUUCAGACAACACAGCUGGGAAGGGGGAAAUGGUUCAGAAUUCAACAUUGCCUUAUGAAUCUUCAAAUUUAUGUUUGUAUUGUGCUUCUAACAACUUGAGAAAUUCUUUGGCUACAGCUGAGGGGGCGCUAAACCAAAAUGAUGGCAGAUAGUUGUUUUUGGCAGCACCUCCCUGCAGGGUGCAGAUGGUUAGAAUCUUUUGUUUCAAUAAUUGGCCAGGCAGUAGGGGGAGAUAGAGAGCUCCUUUUUUGUCAACUUUGGAGUAAAUUCUGUCUUCCCUGUGAUAAUCAAAGCCAGUAUCUCACUGACCUAUUAUGGUAAGGACAGAUGGGAGCAGGUGAUCUAAUCGUCAUUUUAGGUAAGAGCUGUGGGGUUUAUAUGAGCAGUUCAGGGUCACAGAGGAAGCCAGUGAGGACCAGUACCUGAAUCUUCUGGCUCCUAAGUACAGUGAUCAUCCACUGGGUUCCCCUGGGAGCUGAGAGGCCCUGCCUAGAGCUGGCCCCCUCCCCUCAAGUCCUCUAAACUCACUGCCCUUCCUUAGCAUAUGACUUCUCCUCCCUAGGCUGGCAGCUCUGUCAGUACCCAGGUUGUUAGAACAGUUGUUGAAACAGGUCAGUCUGCUGCCAGGUGAUUAUGGGGCCUUGCGCUCAGUCCUUUCCCACGAAGCAGCUACUCACUGCUUGCUCUCCCUUGCCUUUUCAUCCCUACUUUGAUAUGGGAGCUUUUUUUUUUUUUUAAAUGCUGGCUUCCCUCCAGUAUGUGAGGACUUUUCUGGAAUUGAUGCAUGAGUUUCUGUGAGUGAUUUGGAGUUAGAGGCUGCAUAUUGGGUCCUUGGAUUUCUUUUGUUCAUUUUAGUCACUACUGACCUUAUUACUCAGGUCUAAUUACAGCUGGAGCUUUUAUCUGUUUGGUGUGUAGUAUGUUUCUUUAUUACAAUGUGAUACGUACGAUACUUCUUUCUCACCCCAGGAAAAUAAUGCCACAUUAUAAAAAUGUAAUGUACUUCACAUACUUAGUGACCUAAAAACAUUGUUUGCCAACAUUUGAGACUUUACAUUGAAAAACUGACAUGUUUCAAAGCUCUCCCAGCAAGAAUUCAUGCUUUUAGCCUUAGUACCAUUUUCAUAUUUGUAGCCCAACUUCUGUAGGCAGUGUAGCCCCUGCUUUACAGAGCAGUGCCACUGGGUUUCAGCUGGUAUAUGUAGCACUAAUUUUUCAUAGUUAUGAAAUGCAUAUACAUAUGAAGUCGAAACAGUACCUGGGCCUCUUGUCACUCCUUGGCUGCCAGAACAUUCACUCUGACUCAACUAGUACUCA